This is a messenger RNA of Phalaenopsis equestris, 1014 nucleotides long. RefSeq names its product protein MIS12 homolog. The record is from RefSeq and is a predicted model, not a curated record. Gene Ontology annotation, biological process: mitotic cell cycle; kinetochore assembly; protein localization to kinetochore. Gene Ontology annotation, cellular component: chromosome, centromeric region; nucleus. NCBI's taxonomy places the organism in Eukaryota, Viridiplantae, Streptophyta, Magnoliopsida, Asparagales, Orchidaceae. Bases 47 to 760 code for a protein of 237 amino acids. The transcript is spliced from 7 exons.
UAAUUCAAAUAGGAACACUUCCUCUAUCGACUUUUUCCCCAGAAUAAUGGAAGGAAGCAAGGGCGAAGAGGCGUUCGAAGCACUGGGCCUGAAUCCCCAGCUCUUAAUCAACGACAUUCUCAACAUGAUCGACGAUAUGGUCGAAUCUGCCUUCGAUUUUUACCAUCAGGAAGCGACGAAGCUCUUUGGUUCCGGGGGUAAUGGAAGCUCUAUGAGAUCGGACGAUUUGGCCAAGGGGAUUUCCUCUCUUCGUUGUCUGGUGGAAAGAGCCUUGGAUAAGCAGACGGGCCUAUGGGAGAGAUACUGCCUCGAUCAUUGCUUUUCGGUUCCUGAGGGUUUUGUCUUGCCAAAAAAUCAAGACUCAUCUGGGAACGAUUUGAGGCAAUCUGAUCUUUCUGAUGAGCAACUCAAUAUGCAGUUGGAUGACUUAAGGAUUAAGCUUGCUGAAGCUGGAAAGAAAAAUGAAGAACUGCGGAGAGAGAUACAUUCACUAGAGAAGCAAGCUAGAUAUGAUGCUGCUGUUGUGGAGACAAUGCAACUGCUUGAACAAAAUUCAGCUCCCCAAACGUUUAAAGAGAUAAAGGAAGCAGCAUCCAAACUUCAGGAGAAAAUGCUGGAAGCCAUGACUAAAAUGAAGAAAGGUGCAGGAGGAGGGCUAAUAAACAUAAAUAUGUUGAAAGAGGGUAUCUGGAAACAGGACGAAUACCUUUCAACAAAGCUCGAAGAGAUCCAUGAUGUUGUACAAAUUCUGAAAAUGUGAGCUUCCUUCUGAUUUUCCAGGUUUUGCUGUUUUGCCAUUUUGGAAUUGAUAGUUCUUUUAUAUAUAUAUAUAUAUGAAACGUGAGAUUCGCUGUUUUUUACUGUAUUAUUCAUUGUUAUGAAUAGGCUAUUGUUGUGAAAAAAGUUUUAGUAGAGGCUGUAGAUAAAGCUUUUAAAAUGUCGAAAUGAAGUUGUUCAGCAACAUUGUGGCAUGAUUGUUCUGUAAAACUAAGUAAAAUUAAGUAUUUAGGCUCA